Molecule: messenger RNA, 2967 nt
Organism: Jaculus jaculus (lesser Egyptian jerboa)
Lineage: Eukaryota; Metazoa; Chordata; Mammalia; Rodentia; Dipodidae
Gene: Kcnq1
Product: potassium voltage-gated channel subfamily Q member 1
Exons: 16
Coding region: 1-1995 (664 amino acids)
Biological process (GO): potassium ion transport; transmembrane transport
Cellular component (GO): voltage-gated potassium channel complex; membrane
Molecular function (GO): voltage-gated potassium channel activity
Source: RefSeq, a predicted model, not a curated record
AUGGCCGCGACCUCUUCCCCGCCCAUGGCCGAGAGGAAGCGUGGGGGCUGGGGCCGCCUGCUGGGCGCCCGGCGGGGCAGCGCCGGCCUGGCCAAGAAGUGCCCCUUCUCGCUGGAGCUGGCCGAGGACGGCCCGGCGGGUGGCACCUUUUACGCGCCCAUCGCGCCGCCCGGCGCCCUGGGGCCCGCGUCCCCUUCGUCCCCCACCGCAGUCCCCGCCGCUGACCUCGGCCCACGGCCCCCCGUGAGCCUCGACCCGCGCGUCUCCAUCUAUAGCGCACGCCGCCCGCUGCUGGCGCGCACCCACAUCCAGGGUCGCGUCUACAACUUCCUUGAGCGACCCACUGGCUGGAAGUGCUUCGUCUACCACUUUGCCGUCUUCCUUAUCGUCCUGGUCUGCCUCAUCUUCAGUGUCCUGUCUACCAUUGAGCAGUAUGCAGCCCUGGCCACUGGGACCCUCUUCUGGAUGGAGAUUGUCCUGGUGGUGUUCUUCGGGACAGAGUACGUGGUCCGCCUCUGGUCUGCAGGCUGCCGCAGCAAGUACGUGGGCGUCUGGGGCCGGCUGCGCUUUGCCCGGAAGCCCAUCUCCAUCAUUGACCUCAUCGUGGUAGUGGCCUCCAUGGUUGUCCUCUGUGUGGGCUCCAAAGGACAGGUGUUUGCCACAUCAGCCAUCAGGGGCAUCCGCUUCCUCCAGAUCCUGAGGAUGCUGCACGUAGACCGGCAGGGUGGCACCUGGAGGCUCCUGGGCUCGGUGGUCUUCAUUCACCGGCAGGAGUUGAUCACCACCCUGUACAUUGGCUUCCUGGGCCUCAUCUUCUCCUCCUACUUCGUGUACCUGGCCGAGAAGGACGCGGUGAACGAGUCGGGCCGCAUUGAGUUCGGCAGUUAUGCAGAUGCACUGUGGUGGGGGGUGGUCACAGUCACCACCAUUGGCUACGGUGACAAGGUACCCCAGACGUGGGUCGGGAAGACCAUCGCCUCUUGUUUCUCCGUCUUUGCCAUCUCCUUCUUUGCGCUCCCAGCGGGGAUCCUCGGCUCUGGGUUUGCCCUGAAGGUCCAGCAGAAGCAGAGGCAGAAGCACUUCAACCGGCAGAUCCCGGCCGCUGCGUCACUCAUCCAGACUGCAUGGAGGUGCUAUGCCGCUGAGAACCCUGACUCCUCCACCUGGAAGAUCUAUGUCCGCAAGCCUGCCCGGAGCCAUGCCUUGCUGUCCCCUAGCCCCAAGCCUAAGAAAUCUGUCAUGGUGAAGAAAAAAAAGUUCAAACUGGAUAAGGAUAACGGAGUGAGUCCCGGAGAGAAGAUGCUCACUGUCCCCCACAUCACGUGCGAUCCCCCCGAGGAGCGGAGGCCAGACCAUUUCUCCAUUGAUGGCUAUGACAGCUCUGUAAGGAAGAGCCCCACGCUGCUAGAAGUAAGCACACCUCACUUCCUGAGAACAAACAGCUUUGCUGACGACCUGGACCUGGAAGGGGAGACGCUUCUGGCCCCUAUCACCCACGUGUCACAGCUACGGGAGCACCAUCGAGCCACCAUCAAGGUCAUCAGACGCAUGCAGUACUUUGUAGCCAAGAAGAAAUUCCAGCAAGCGCGGAAGCCCUAUGAUGUGCGAGAUGUCAUCGAGCAGUAUUCCCAGGGCCACCUCAACCUCAUGGUGCGCAUCAAAGAACUGCAGAGAAGGCUGGACCAGUCCAUCGGAAAACCCUCCCUGUUCCUCCCCAUCUCAGAAAAGGGCAAAGACCGCGGCAGCAACACCAUCGGCGCCCGCUUGAACCGAGUAGAAGACAAGGUGACACAGCUGGACCAGAAGCUGGUGGUCAUCACAGACAUGCUUCACCAGUUGCUCUCCUUGUACCAGGGUGGUCCUGCCAGCAGCAACAGGCCUCAGCAUGAAGGUGACAGCAACUCCAUCAACCCUGAGCUCUUCCUGCCCAGCAACGCCCUGCCCACCUAUGAACAGCUGACUGUGCCCCGGAGGAGCCCAGAUGAAGGCUCCUGAGAGGAGCCAGGGACUAGGGAGUCCCAGAAAGGGAGGCCCAGGGUAUCCCCAGCAGGUCCAGCCCAUCUCCCUCUCCACGUGGGCACCAAGCUGGUCACAGCUACCCCCUUGAAGGCCCAAGAGAAUAACCCAACUCCCCAAGGCCUGGCAGCCUAUGGACCAUGCCACCCAUCUGAGCUUGGGGCUCACCAAGGACCCCCUCUUUCCCAGCCAGUGGGUACUGGAAUUUGGCUGGGUAUGAGGUCCCUCCCAGGCUGGGACUGUCUUCCUCAUCGUGACGCUGUUCACAGGGUGGCUAGGACACAGUGAUAGCAAGCAUCCAGGACCCAUGUAGGUCCAUCACAGCCCAGGCUGAAGAGAACCCACCCCAGUGGUGCCAAAUGGCUUCCUAAGUGGAGACAGGGGAACAGCCUGGCAGGGUCUAUAGGUGGUCACCCCUAGGCUGGAAUCCAAGACCCAGUAGGGAGCAGGCAAGGUAGGCCCUGCCCACACUGACUAUAGACCAGCAGGCAAGAAGAAAGGCCUGAGAGACCCUUGCUCAGCAGGCCAUGGCCUGGCUCCCUGGCUCUUCAGAAAUACUGAGCACAUGAGCAGGGCACCAGGAGGUCCUCAGUUUCCCCGAGUCCAUUCUUAAUCAGGGAACGUCCUCUGCCUGUCCACCCAGCUUUGGCCAGCAGCUUCUCCUGUAGCUUGGGGAACAGGGCCUUUGGUCUGUGAGUAGCCCUGCCUCCCAUUCACUCUAGCACGAAGGGAUGCGAGCUCCAUCCUGUCACCCUCCAUCAGUAAGUGGCUAAGCCACAUGUAGGUUAAGGGGUAUCAACUGUUUUCUCACAGGGUGGGCUCCUUGGGCAUCACCUCUCACAGAAAUCAGGAUAAUUUGUGGCAAUUUGGAAUAUGUGUUUUAAUGAGUUUCACAGUGUGAUUUUGGUUAAUUAUGAGGCUUUUCAUAAUAAAUAUGGGGUAUCACAGGUG